Messenger RNA from Miniopterus natalensis, 2639 nucleotides. RefSeq names its product cyclin-dependent kinase 11B. The record is from RefSeq and is a predicted model, not a curated record. Gene Ontology annotation, biological process: protein phosphorylation; regulation of mitotic cell cycle. NCBI's taxonomy places the organism in Eukaryota, Metazoa, Chordata, Mammalia, Chiroptera, Miniopteridae. Gene Ontology annotation, molecular function: protein serine/threonine kinase activity; ATP binding. Gene Ontology annotation, cellular component: nucleus.
AAGACCUUGGAUGAGAUUCUCCAGGAGAAGAAGCGCCGGAAGGAGCAGGAGGAGAAGGCAGAGAUAAAGCGCCUGAAAAAUGUAAGCCAUGCUUUUUAAGUCCAGGGUUUCCUUAAAGGAGAUUUAAUUUCUUUGCCCUCGUUUUUCCAUUAGAACAACGCUUCUGCGGUGAAGUUCUUUUGUACUUCCAAAUGUCGCAGUCUGAUGACCGGGAUUCCAAGCGGGAUUCCCUUGAGGAGGGGGAGCUGAGGGACCACCGCAUGGAGAUCACCAUCAGGAACUCGCCCUACAGGAGGGAGGACUCCAUGGAGGACAGAGGAGAGGAAGAUGAUUCUUUGGCUAUCAAACCACCCCAGCAAAUGUCUCGGAAAGAAAAAGCUCAUCACAGGAAAGAUGAAAAGAGGAAAGAGAAACGUAGGCAUCGUAGUCAUUCGGCAGAAGGGGGCAAGCACGCCAGAGGGAAGGAGAAAGAGAGGGAGCACGAGCGCCGGAAACGCCACCGAGAAGAGCAGGACAAAGCACGCAGGGAGUGGGAGAGGCAGAAGAGGAGGGAGAUGGCGCGAGAGCAUUCCAGGAGAGAGAGGGACCGCCUGGAGCAGCUGGAACGGAAGCGGGAGCGAGAGCGCAAGCUGCGGGAGCAGCAGAAGGAGCAGCGGGAGCAGAAGGAGCGGGAGCGGCGCGCAGAGGAGCGGCGCAAGGAGCGAGAGGCCCGGAGGGAAGUUUCUGCACAUCACCGGGCAAUGAGAGAGGAUUAUGGCGACAAAGUGAAGGCCAGCCACUGGAGCCGCAGCCCGCCACGGCCAUCCCGAGAGAGGUUCGAGCUGGGAGACGGCCGAAAGCCAGUGAAAGAAGAGAAGAUGGAAGAGAGAGACCUGCUGUCCGACCUGCAGGACGUCAGUGACAGCGAGCGGAAGACCAGCUCCGCCGAGUCCUCCUCAGCGGAGUCGGGGUCAGGCUCCGAGGAGGAGGAAGAGGAGGAAGAGGAGGAGGAGGAGGAGGAAGGGGAGGGGAGCAGCAGUGAGGAGUCAGAGGAGGAGGAGGAGACCGGCAGCAACUCCGAGGACGCGUCUGCGCAGUCUGCAGAGGAAGUGAGUGAGGAAGAAAUGAGUGAAGAUGAAGAGCAGGAGACCGAGAACCACAUCCUGGUUGUUCCAGAGUCACGAUUUGACCGAGAUUCCGGGGAAAGUGAGGAAGGAGAGGAGGACAUCGGUGAGGGAACCCCGCAGAGCACCGCCCUGACUGAAGGAGAGCUCGUGCCUGACUCCCCAGCCCUGUCGCCCAUCGAGCUCAAACAGGAGCUGCCCAAGUACCUGCCUGCCCUGCAGGGCUGCCGGAGUGUGGAGGAGUUCCAGUGCCUGAACAGGAUUGAGGAGGGCACUUACGGGGUGGUAUACAGAGCCAAGGACAAGAAAACAGAUGAAAUUGUGGCUCUAAAGCGGCUGAAGAUGGAGAAGGAGAAGGAGGGGUUCCCGAUCACCUCGCUGAGGGAGAUCAACACCAUCCUCAAGGCGCAGCACCCAAACAUCGUGACCGUGCGGGAGAUUGUCGUGGGCAGCAACAUGGACAAGAUUUACAUCGUGAUGAACUAUGUGGAGCAUGACCUCAAGAGCCUCAUGGAGACCAUGAAGCAGCCUUUUCUGCCAGGGGAAGUGAAGACCCUAAUGAUCCAGCUGCUGUGCGGCGUGAAGCACCUGCAUGACAACUGGAUCCUGCACCGCGAUCUUAAGACAUCCAACCUGCUGCUGAGCCACGCCGGCAUCCUCAAGGUGGGAGACUUUGGGCUGGCGCGGGAGUACGGGUCCCCCCUGAAGGCCUACACCCCUGUCGUCGUGACCCUGUGGUACCGCGCCCCGGAGCUGCUCCUGGGUGCCAAGGAGUACUCUACAGCGGUGGACAUGUGGUCUGUGGGCUGCAUCUUUGGGGAACUGCUGACCCAGAAGCCACUGUUCCCCGGGAAGUCUGAAAUCGAUCAGAUCAACAAAGUGUUUAAGGACCUAGGGACCCCCAGCGAGAAGAUCUGGCCUGGCUACAACGAGCUCCCCGCUGUGAAGAAGAUGACCUUUACCGAGUACCCCUACAACAACCUGCGCAAGCGCUUCGGCGCCCUGCUCUCAGACCAGGGCUUUGACCUCAUGAACAAGUUCCUGACCUACUUCCCUGGGCGGAGGGUCAGUGCAGAGGAUGGCCUCAAGCACGAGUAUUUCCGCGAGACCCCCCUCCCCAUCGACCCCUCGAUGUUCCCCACGUGGCCUGCCAAGAGCGAACAGCAAAGGGUGAAGCGUGGCACCAGCCCGCGACCCCCUGAGGGAGGCCUGGGCUACAGCCAGCUGGGUGACGAUGACCUGAAGGAAACCGGCUUCCACCUCACCACCACCAACCAGGGGGCUUCGGCUGCAGGCCCUGGCUUCAGCCUCAAGUUCUGAGGUUCAGAGUGGACCCCAGACCAACAGCGGGGACCAGGGGCACGAGCUGGAGGCAGCCUCUGGGUCAGACCCAGGUCCUGCCCCGACGAGGCAGCUGCUGCAGCCUGGGCUGCAGAAUAGUGUUGGGCUGGUCUUGUUCCGUUUUCACAUUUCAUUUCUGUCUUAUCUCGGCUUGUAAAUUUGUAGAAUUAAAUCUUAUUUCCUUGUGGAAGAAAA